This is a messenger RNA of Zygosaccharomyces rouxii, 381 nucleotides long. It is a transcript of the gene MIM2, whose product is annotated as Mim2p. The transcript has a single exon. Gene Ontology annotation, cellular component: mitochondrial outer membrane. Lineage: Eukaryota; Fungi; Ascomycota; Saccharomycetes; Saccharomycetales; Saccharomycetaceae. The record is from RefSeq and is a predicted model, not a curated record. Gene Ontology annotation, biological process: protein insertion into mitochondrial outer membrane; mitochondrial outer membrane translocase complex assembly. Bases 1 to 381 code for a protein of 126 amino acids.
AUGAGCUCUGGUGAUGAAUUUGGAUCCUGGGAGAGUGUAGGCCAGAAUAUUCCCCGUUCCCUGCGACCAGAAUUGGCAGAUGUCCUCGAUGAUAUGGAGAGAGAAGCUGAGCUCUUAGAUGCAUACGAUGAAGACGAAGAAUUACCAUUAAAUGAAGGAGAAGAGGAAGAAGAAGAAUAUUCUGAUUACGAGAGUGAUCUUAUGGAUGAUUAUUAUGAAGGUCAAUUGCUAGAUGCCCAAAAACAGUGGGAGGAAUCACUGGAUCAAUUAAACAAAGUGCUCAAUUGGAUAUUACUACCACUGGUAGGUAAGUUUUUAGGUCGUAGAGUAGCCAAGACCAUUUGGAAAAGGGUCAUGGAGUAUUGCUGGAGUGGAUUUUAA